Messenger RNA from Aspergillus sclerotioniger CBS 115572, 652 nucleotides. RefSeq names its product histone H2A.Z-specific chaperone CHZ1. Bases 103 to 465 code for a protein of 120 amino acids. NCBI's taxonomy places the organism in Eukaryota, Fungi, Ascomycota, Eurotiomycetes, Eurotiales, Aspergillaceae. The record is from RefSeq and is a predicted model, not a curated record. The transcript has 3 exons.
UGUGAACUUUUCCCCUGGGAUCUCUGUCUACUCGAUUGUUCUGUGUUUGCUCCCUUCAGUCCCAACUCGCCUUCGAAAACACCUCCGUACACACUCUUCGCCAUGGGUGACAACAACCAAGCUACUACGGGCUACAACCCUGGAUCCAAUGCCUCCGACGCCGCUGCUUGGGGCAAGGGCAAGGGAAAGGCGACCGACCCUGCUCGGGAAAUGCGCAUGGAUGACGAUGAGAGUGAUGAGAGCGAGGGCGAAGAAAUGCUCGAUGAAGAUGAGGACAACGACAACCUGGAGCCCAUCUCCGCCGACAACAUCAUUUCCGGUGGCCGUCGUACGCGUGGCAAGAACAUCGACUUCCAAGAAGCUGCCGAGAAAUUGAAGGCCGAUGAAAUGGACGAUGAGGACGAUGAGGACGACGACUACGUCGGGGCUGCUGAUGAAGAUGAUGAGAACAAGAUGCGCGACUAGAAUCGGAUCCAGUAACGAUACCAACACAACAUAGGGGCGGCGAGCGCGAAUAAGAAAUGGGAUGGCAGGCGCAGGGUCUUUUUGAGGGUUUCUUCGGUUUCAUUUACGCGGGUUACACUUUCCAUCUUCUACCCAUCUCAUGAUGUUGACAUUCCUGGAUUGAUAUGGAUACGGGUCAUUACUAUGA